CAUAUAAAUAAUUAUAUAUUUUUUCGUUUUACAGAACCAACAACAUGAAAUUCUUCGUUGCAUUAACUUUGAUCGUUGCCGUGGCUUCGGCCCGCUUCCUCAAGCCCACUCCGGUCAGCAGUGAGAUCCAGGAGAUCAUCGCUGCCAUCCAGAGCCCCAGCACUAACCCCGCCACUGCUGCCGCCCUCGAGCAGAUGCUCCAGGAUUACCUCGGUGUCGGACCUUCUCCCAUCUCUGUUGGACCCGCCAUCAUCGAUCACCACCCCAUCUCUGUCGGACCCGCCAUUGUUGACGCUGGAGACAUCGCCGUCGGCCCCGCUAUCAUCGACUUCCCCCUCCCCGACGGUGGCGCCGUGUCUGCCCCUGUUGAGGACUCCCCCGUCAUGCCCGGCCCUGCUGCCGCCCCUGCUGCCGUCCCUGCCAGUUCUCCCCUCGUCCAGAUCGUCGUGAACGUGAACGCCCCCGCUGGCGCCGGUCCCGUUGUCGAUGCUGUUGCUGACAAGCCCGUGGACAUCAUUGAUGUCAUGCCCGUUGUCGACCCCGCGCAGGUUGUCGACCCCGUCCAGGUUGUGGACACCCCCAUCGUGGUUGACCCCGUCCAGGUUGUGGACACCCCCAUCGUGGUCGACCCCGUCCAGGUUGUGGAAGUCGCUCCCGUCGCCAUCGGCACCCCUGUCUUCCCUUCCCCCGCCAUCAACCUCCCCGAGGAACUCAACUAAAUAAAAAUAGCGUAGAACUAACUUACCUAUAAGGAUAUGUUCGAUGCACAGCGAUAAUUGUUGCUUCUAUAGGCAUUGUGAUGUUAUUAGAGACGAUGACAAAAAAAAAAUGUUUUUUAUUCACCCUUAUUUACAUACCUACAUAACACUUACUAUAAGUAGACCAGAAAAAGUCUAAAUUAGCAAUCGGUAUUGGUGCUGAAAGGUGCGACCAAACUAGUGAUAACACAAUUAUCAUAAUACAUAUUAUAGUACGA
Molecule: messenger RNA, 976 nt
Organism: Manduca sexta (tobacco hornworm)
Lineage: Eukaryota; Metazoa; Arthropoda; Insecta; Lepidoptera; Sphingidae
Exons: 1
Coding region: 45-719 (224 amino acids)
Source: RefSeq, a predicted model, not a curated record